UUUCCAAAUCCAACUUGCAAGGCUGAGAGAGAGAGAGUAGGAAUGAGCUCCAAUAAAACUCCGGUUGGGUUUAGGGUUUUGGGGCAGCGUUCACUUUCUUCAUCAUUUUCUUCUCGCUGUCAAAUCCCUGUCAAGGUCGCAGACGAUGAUGCGGAUAAGGUCUCACAUGGGUCGCUCUCGGACAUUUCAGAACAGAGGCUGAAGCACAAUUCUGGAACACCCAAGACAGUUAAGGUGAAGUCACGGCCAUUCUCGUCGUUAUUGGAUCUGAAAGAUCUAAGUGGGUCCACUGAUGAGCAAAUUGAGGCCAAGAAAGGAGGGGAAGCAGAGAAGAGUUCUGUAGCAUUGGCAUUUGAAAAAUUUAAGCACACUGAUAUAGGAAAAGGGCAAUCUAAAGUUUCACAAAUUGCUGGUGAAGUAGAAUGUCCUGACGAAGAUGAUUUACCAGAAUCAAGAAAAAGGAGACACCCUUGUAAAGAUGGGGAUGACAAACACACUGCGAGAAAGUAUUUUGCAGUUCUUGGAGGUGAUCAAAUACCCAAGCUAAAAAAGAGAAGGGCUGAGAGUCUCAUAAUCCAAGAGAAACCGGGACAUGUUUAUGAUCACUAUGAAAAUGGUUGUGGCUGGUGGGACUGCAAUAUGGAGGGUAUUGACAAUGAAGAAGUUGGUGUCAAUGAGGUGUGGGAAGGAGUGGGCUCAACCACAUUGGGAGGAAUAGAGUGGCAUUGAAUCAUUGAUCUUUACUAUAGAUUACCAGUAUUAUGUUCUUAGAGUAAAAGCUGUAGAUAUCUGUCUCUUUAGAUGUCGUGUAGUUUAAAAGUCACUUUAACAUGAAGAACUGUAUUUGGAAUGCUUAUCUUGAUUCAGAAUUUGGUUAACUUUUAUGUGACAAGA
This is a messenger RNA of Rosa rugosa (rugosa rose), 894 nucleotides long. RefSeq lists its product as uncharacterized. The coding region runs from base 43 to 729 and encodes 228 amino acids. Lineage: Eukaryota; Viridiplantae; Streptophyta; Magnoliopsida; Rosales; Rosaceae. The record is from RefSeq and is a predicted model, not a curated record. The transcript is spliced from 5 exons.